AUGACAAAGGAUAAUAAAAAGGCUAAAUAAUAGCCAUAAUUCAAAAAAAGCAACGAAAAAAAAAAAGGGAAGCUCAUAUGGGUUUUCUUAGUAGGAAUUAUAAUAGCGUUUGUUGGAUAUAUAGUUAUGAAAAAGAAAAGUUAGCAUAAUAUAAUUCAAGAAUAAAAAAUAACAAAUGUAAAAUAUGGUGAGAAGGUAGUUAAUAACUAUAAGAUUCUUGAAAGAUAUAAUAGAUAACCAAAUUAGUAUACUUAAUGCUUUAUGUUUUAUAACUCAACUCAUAUUCUGGAAACUUCAGGAUUAUAUGAAAUUUCAUCUGCUCAUUUUUUAAAAUUUGACAGAGAUCAAAAUUCAAUAAGUGAGCCAAUAGGUGCUUUUAAUUUUAGCUAAUAGUUUAAUAAUAGAAUAUUUGCUGAAGGAUGUACUUUAUAUAAUAAUUAAAUUUAUGUCCUUACAUAUAAAGAAGAUCAUAUGCUAGUAUUUGAUCAUGAAUUGAAAAUAGUUAAUAAAAAGGUUAAUUACCCAAGCUUCAUAAAAGAGGGCUGGGGAUUAACUCAUUACAAUAAUUCUUUGAUAGUUACAGAUGGAUCAAAUAAAAUAUAUUUCUUUGAUGAAAAUCUAGUCCUUAAAAAUAGUUUGCAAAUUAAAGGAUGCUCAAAUUCAAAUUUUUGUACUUAUUUCAAUGAAUUAGAAAUAUACAAAGGAUAUUUAUUGGCAAACUAAUACUAUAGUAAUAUUAUCUAUGUUAUAAAUAUGAUUACAGGCCAAGUAGAAAAAGAAUAUGAUAUGUAAUUCUUAGCAAAAGAAGUUGUUCAAGCUACAAAAGAUCCUUAGUACUUUAAUAAAGGAUUUGUAUUUAAUGGAAUUGCUUUUGAUGAGUUGACUGAUACGUUACUGGUUACAGGAAAGUUCUGGCCUUUUAUAUAUUAAAUUUAACUAUUAGAUUUUCCAAAUAAGUGA
Molecule: messenger RNA, 960 nt
Organism: Tetrahymena thermophila SB210
Lineage: Eukaryota; Ciliophora; Oligohymenophorea; Hymenostomatida; Tetrahymenidae
Product: glutamine cyclotransferase
Exons: 2
Molecular function (GO): glutaminyl-peptide cyclotransferase activity
Source: RefSeq, a predicted model, not a curated record